UUGGGUUUCAAUUGUUUACCUCUGUUUUAGCCAUUGCUUAGGCUUCGGUUCUUUGUUGUGCAAGAAAAACAACACCACCGCAACUAUAAAAGUGUAUUUUUAAUUUUUAUAUUUGUUAAGCUUGAACAGCGAACGUUUCCUUUGUUUGUUUUUCCACUGAGCGUCAAGAGCAGACCGAUGUUAUUUGGUGCGUAAACAAAAACUCCAGUCAGUUUAGACCCAUGGAGUCGGCUUUAGGUCUGAGCUUUAAUUAUGUUUACAUUUUGAUUUCUAAAAGACAAUAUACUAGUUAUAUAAGAAAAAAAGUGCUAAGUUUGAUGAAAAUAAGUUGUAUUCCAAAACUGACGGAUCAUUUAAAGUAUGAGAAACCUGUAAUGAGGUUUUGAGCUGAAUCUUUGCGUUGUGGGGCAGAUUUUUGCAGUUUUUGCUGGUUUUUUGAACAUGUUGUUUGAGGAAUUGGUUGACUUUAAUUUCUGUAUAGAGUGCAGCAGAGAUGAAAUGUUUUGUUCAGAAAAUAUUGUUCUCAAAUUAACAACUUUUUGUUUUGUUCUCUUACACAUUUUCACUAAAGGUGCAGUGCUAACAUUUAUGCUAUAAAAGAACUACACCAGAGUAAUAAGACUUGAACUUCACUGUAAGAGCCAAAGGGAAUGUUUAGGUUUUCUUUAUUUGUUAUGGUGGCACUUUAGAUUUUCCCCGCACCUCAGAUAAUUGCAUCCUGGGGUCGCACGUUAUUUACCUGACGUUCUCAACACGGAGGUUGGGGGAGUGGUUUGGUUGCAAACUUUUCUGCUGACCGUCAUUUUAGCACGUCAGUUAAUACAUUUGUACAUUUGUUUUGAAUCAAAGCGCAAAGUUUGUUGUUUUGUUUUAAAAUAAAUACGCAAACACAAAUGGGACUAAGUGGCUCAUUGGAGACACGUCACACAUCCACAUUUGCGGAUGGAAGUCCCAACAUUCAAAUGUGUUUUAUCGCAUGCAUCAGAACAAUGAAGAGGAUUUGUGGAUAUACGUUUUGGAGUCACGAAGCUUUCAGAUAGUCGGACGCUGUUCUCAAAGGAGUUAUUGGAAACGUCACCGCCACAGUGACACGAAAAAGAUUGACGCAACAUACACAUCAGAAGCGACUUGAGAUAUGACUGCACUAUGCUGUUGCUGUGACUCCAGUUAAUUCUACAAGACAUGCUGUGCUGUCCUGUCGUCUCACUCCUCCCCUGCUUGAUCCACAUGGACUCGGCCAUCUCCCACCACAACAAGCUGCAGACUGCUCACACCUCUCAGGACAACGACCCCAAACACACAGCCAAAGUCAUUAGGAACUAUCUUCAGUGUAAAGAAGAACAAGAAGUACUGGAAGUGAUGGUACGGCCCCCACAGAGCUCUGAUCUUAACAUCAUCGAAUGUGUCUGGGAUUACAUGAAGAGACAGAAGGGGUUGAGGAAGCCUGUAUCCACAGAAAAUCUGUGGUUAGUUCUCCAAGAUCUUUGGAACAACCGACCAGCUGAGUUCCUUCAAAAUGCGACUUUAAGGACCCGCUGCCUUAAUCUUCUGGGCUUCCAGCAGUUUAUGGAAGACAGUGAAAUGACCUCUGACCUGAUGGACGAGGGAAAGGAGCUGAACCGCCAGGGUCAGUAAAACCGAGACAGCUCUUCAGAAUCGGCGACAACAUCUCCAGCACCAUCAGACUGAGAACAGGAGCUCCUCGAGGCUGUGUUCUCACCCCACUGUUGUUCGCUG
Pelmatolapia mariae (spotted tilapia) is the source of this 1737-nucleotide messenger RNA. RefSeq names its product G-protein coupled receptor-associated protein LMBRD2B-like. The transcript has 6 exons. Lineage: Eukaryota; Metazoa; Chordata; Actinopteri; Cichliformes; Cichlidae. The record is from RefSeq and is a predicted model, not a curated record. The coding region runs from base 1183 to 1635 and encodes 150 amino acids. Gene Ontology annotation, molecular function: nucleic acid binding.